Leptopilina boulardi is the source of this 864-nucleotide messenger RNA. Its product is annotated as histidine-rich glycoprotein-like. The record is from RefSeq and is a predicted model, not a curated record. The transcript has 4 exons. Bases 277 to 732 code for a protein of 151 amino acids. NCBI's taxonomy places the organism in Eukaryota, Metazoa, Arthropoda, Insecta, Hymenoptera, Figitidae. Gene Ontology annotation, cellular component: extracellular matrix.
CAUUGGUUUGAAGUGGUUGACUUAAGACGUACAUAUACGUAAAUUUUGCCCCUGUGAGUAGUGUGGUCCAUAUUUGUGUUCAAAGAUUUGUUGAAAGUUUUAGCCUGAAGGCUAGAGGGAAAGUGAUUGGUCCAUAUCUUUUUGUCAUGUCGUGCAAAAUAUAAUGGAUUAAAUAACAAUGUAAUGGCGAAAUUCUUCGAUCGAUUGGCAAAAAAUCUGACUGUGGUUCCAGCUAUAUAAACUCGCUCGACUUUUGAUGCUGUACCAUUCAAGUUUAUGAUCCAAGUGAAUACAACACACACCAUGGCCUUCAAGCUUGUCGCCAUUUCGGUUGUUCUUGCUCUCGUGGGAGUCCAACAUGGAUUAGCAGGUCAUGCUCAUAGUUUUGCUCAUUUCCAUGGACCAGUUGAGGGACCACAUCACGAAAUCUCACUUCAUGACAAACAUGGGCAUCAUCACAUUGAUUAUGUAGCCCAUCCUAAAUAUGAAUUUUCAUAUGGUGUUGAGGAUCAUCACACUGGAGAUUAUCAUGGACAGAAAGAGCAUCGUGAUGGAAAGAAUGUUCAUGGUGAAUACACAAUUAAGGAACCAGGUGGCAAUGUAAGAACUGUUAAAUAUCAUGCUGAUCCUCAUGGAGGAUUUUUCGCACAUGUUCAUAAUUCAGGAGGCAAUGAUCAUUCUGGAGGUACCUAUGGAGGUCAUGGCCAUCAUGAAAGUCAUCAUGGUUAUUAAAUAAUUUUCCAAAAAGAUGUUUAAAAAGAAAAAAUUGAUUACUCACUUCUGAUUCUAUUAAUAGUAAAGUUUGUUUUCGUAUGUUUGUAUAUUUGGUUUGUUAUGUUAUUAAAUAUGAACUGUUGAUUAUUA